Molecule: messenger RNA, 573 nt
Organism: Lathyrus sativus (Indian pea)
Lineage: Eukaryota; Viridiplantae; Streptophyta; Magnoliopsida; Fabales; Fabaceae
Source: the annotation of a GenBank genome assembly
AUGUCUUCAUCUUCAGAAGGUUACGCGAUCGAGCUCUACAUGGAUCCCGCACUCGAAAACCAAGUUCUGAAAGCCUGGAACGUUCUCGCCCGACGCCAAAUCAGCACCGAGUUAAUCGAAAUCGGAUCACGGCCACACAUCACACUCUUCUCAACUCCUUUCCUUCUAGAACCUUCCAAACUCGAGUCACUUCUCAAAUCCCUAACUUCCAAAUUCGAUCCGUUUUCUCUCUCUUUCUCUUCGAUCUCUUCUUUUUCCAACGAUAACAACGUUCUCUUUCUCUCACCUACUCCUUCUAUCUCUCUCCUCAACUUUCAUUCUCAUCUGGUGGAUGCGGUUGUCAAGGAAGGGAUUGAGGUUUCUGAGGAGUUUUUGGUAGGGAAUUGGAUUCCUCAUUGCUCAGUUGCGAAGCGUGUUCCGAAGCAGAGAAUGGCGGAAGCUUUUUCGCUUCUUAGAGACCUUAAAUUGCCGGUUCAAGGAUAUGCUGUUGAUGUUGCGCUCGUGCAAUUCUCUCCGGUUCGUGAGAUUUUCUCCUUUGUGCUUGGUAACAACAGUAAUAUUAUAGAGAAUUGA